ACUCAAUAUACAAAACUCAAAUAUUAAUAUUUGAAAGUAACACAAGUACACUUCCGGAGCAAGAUGCGAUUGAACUGAAAUAAAAGCUACACGACUAGCUUUCAUAUUUCCAUCACAAUGUCUUUUCAAGUUGAGUUUGACAGAAUCUGAUAUCAUCAUGGCUUCAGAACAAGCGCGACUAAAACAAGAUCUAAAAGAUGCGUUAGAGAGGGGCGAUGAAAGUGAAUUGAGACGACGCCUCCAAUAUUUAUUACCUGGACUUGAGUUUCCAAAGGACACCAUAGUAUGGGCGUUUGGAAACAAUGUCACAAUGAGCAGAGAAACAAUCCAGCUUUUAAUGGAAUAUGGAAUGGAUAUUAAUGCAAGAUACAAAUGUUUUCCGGUGUAUGGCUUUUAUGAAAACGAUAAGACUGCAUUGAUGUUUGCAGCAGAGAAGAAUAAUUUGGAAUGUUGUCGUACUCUGAUAGACCAUGGUGCUGACGUUAAUGCCAGUGCCAUUAAUGGGCAGACUGCAUUGAUGUUUGCAGCAGAGAAGAAUAAUGUGGAAUGUUGUCGUACUCUGAUAGACCAUGGUGCUG
Molecule: messenger RNA, 578 nt
Organism: Owenia fusiformis
Lineage: Eukaryota; Metazoa; Annelida; Polychaeta; Sabellida; Oweniidae
Source: the annotation of a GenBank genome assembly